CUCCUUUCCUCACCGGUAAUCAUAAUCGUACGGAGACAGGGAGAGCCUGAGAAAGAUCGAAACUUUGAGGAUCUCUGAGAAGAAAUAACUAUUUCCAGAUCUUUCAUACGUUGUUGUAGAUCCGUUGCCGAUAAUGAGUUCCUUCAGCGGCGAUGAGACGGCACCGUUUUUUGGUUUCCUCGGAGCCGCAGCUGCGCUCGUUUUCUCCUGUAUGGGAGCUGCCUACGGCACAGCAAAGAGUGGGGUAGGUGUGGCUUCGAUGGGUGUGAUGAGACCUGAGUUGGUAAUGAAGUCCAUAGUUCCUGUUGUUAUGGCUGGAGUUUUGGGUAUUUAUGGCCUUAUUAUUGCUGUGAUAAUUAGUACUGGCAUAAAUCCUAAGGCCAAAUCUUAUUACCUCUUUGAUGGGUAUGCACAUCUCUCCUCUGGUCUUGCCUGUGGCCUUGCUGGCCUUUCUGCUGGAAUGGCUAUUGGUAUUGUUGGUGAUGCUGGUGUGAGAGCUAAUGCUCAGCAGCCAAAACUUUUUGUUGGAAUGAUUCUCAUCCUGAUCUUUGCCGAAGCUCUUGCUCUCUACGGCCUCAUCGUUGGUAUUAUUCUGUCUUCACGUGCUGGCCAGUCCAGAGCUGAUUAGGAAAGGAGCUGUGCUGCAAAAUUAUUCUUUCAUUGCCUACAUGUUUCUACCUUUUUAUUUGGGGAAACAGGGGCUUGAUUUCUUAGAUGUUCUGAAGUUAGUGAUGCACUUGGACAGCACUUGCAGGCUUUAAUAAUGAUCUAUGUGGAAGUAGUUGCUCAAUCUGCCAGUGGGUGUUUAUUAGUUUGUUUAAAGUAGGUUUUCCCUUGCCCAAUAAGGCUUCUAAAGCUGACUCUUUCCUCGACAAUGUAUUAUGCCGUAUGAUCUUAGAGCCAAUGUAGUUUCUGGUGUUGUGGGAACUGGUCCUGUAAUGAUUUUAUAUUAUCAAUGAAUCUUCAAUGUGUUCAUAGGCCUUUUGCCAUAU
Molecule: messenger RNA, 992 nt
Organism: Neltuma alba
Lineage: Eukaryota; Viridiplantae; Streptophyta; Magnoliopsida; Fabales; Fabaceae
Product: V-type proton ATPase 16 kDa proteolipid subunit
Exons: 3
Coding region: 134-628 (164 amino acids)
Biological process (GO): proton transmembrane transport
Cellular component (GO): proton-transporting V-type ATPase, V0 domain
Molecular function (GO): proton-transporting ATPase activity, rotational mechanism
Source: RefSeq, a predicted model, not a curated record